AAAAUGGCUGCGCGCUACAGCCACGGGGUCUGGGAGCGCGCGACGAUUUGCAGGGUGAACAUUAGUGCAGCGUGGCCUGCCACAGACGACAGGCAGUACCCCGUGGACUUCACAGGUUUUUAGAUCCCUGUAAGUUAUUUGGCAGCUGAUGGAGUUCUCAAGUUAAAGAUGUUGGUGAUGAAUGAAGUGAGAGGGAUUCUUCAAACAUCUCCAUGAAAAUUGCUUUGGAGAAGAUUCCAGGUACUGAGAUUCAUGCCAGUGAGGCCCUGAAGUCUCUACCUGUACUUACAGAACCCAGAACUGAGCCUUGCCUCUUCUCUGGGAGAAUUUGGACCUUCUUGCAGUGGACAAUCAACAGUGUUUAAGACCCUGGCUUAAAACCAUUCACCAUCCUUUAUGACUCAGCCACCUGCCUUCAUUUCUGGAGUAACAGAUACUCUUUCCUUGGGGAAUUGGCAGAUUCUACAAAUAAAUAAGUGUCUGAUACAAAAGUAGAGGCAAGUGCCAGGCCCCUCGGCCAGGAGCUAAGUGUGUGAGACCAGCAAUGGGAAAGGAAGAAGCUGGAGCUGUCCUUGUCGUCCAGGUAGCUUGAGGCCUCCCCCCCCUCCCGGCUGCCACUGUGCCUCGUGCUGUGUCUUCCUGACCCUGUACAGGUCCCUGGCCCAUACAGUACCCUGAGAACAAUGGGUCACCUGUGCCACCUGCUUUUUGUACUCCCCUGAGGCCAACUAUCCUAGAAUCCUGGGCGAUCCUCUUCUAGCAGUCCACUGAAAUCGAGAACAAGAUCCCCCACUUGAGGUCUCCGGACCCCCUAGCUCAGUGCUCUCAUGGGUAGCUACCUGAGCAGUUAUCUGAGCCCAAGUAAGGACGCCGUGCAGCCCCGGGCCUCUAAAACCCGCUCUCGGAGGCCUAAGCGCGCCCCUCGCAGCACUUUCCUGGCCACCUUCCAGGGUACCUACCUAGGCAAGUACCUAAGCAGCUACCUGCGCACACGCAAGGCCAUGCUGCAGCCCUCAGCCCAGAAGCACAACUCUGUGAAGCUCAGCCCCGCCCGCCGUGGGGAGCUCAUCAGCAACUACCUGGACAGGUGCCUGAGCACCUACCUGGCUACACGCAAGACCACCAUGCGGCCCUUCAUCCAGAAGUAUCACUCUCUGAGGCCUAAGCGCCUAUGUCGCAAUGCAAUCAUGAAUAGCUCCGUAGGCAUUUACCUGGACAGGUGCCUGAGUACCUACCUGGCUACACGCAAAGCCACCGUUCAACGCUUUGUCCAGAAGCACCAUUCUGUGAGGCCCGUGAAUGCCCACAGGUACACAGGUCUCAGGGUGCGCACCCCAAGUGUGCUGCCUGACCCUGACCGCAACAGAGGCCCAAGGGCGCUCGCCACACCUGCUCCAAGCCGCUUUCCUCGCAAGCUGUCUCUGUGGCUCCCAGUGAGGCCCGACUAUCCUGGUGGCGAAUACAACCAUUACCUGAAGCACAGGAUUUGGUCUCCUCAAGUUUCUUCACCGGGCACAGAGCCCGAUGAGAGGCCAGAUCCAUCUCCGAGUGUGUCACAUCAGCCACCCUCCCCACAAGGAGAGGCUGGAUGCCAGUUCCAAGGAGAGCCAAUGCAACAGGGCACAAGGAAGUUGAACAACCCUCCUUGGUUUGAGGUUCUACACCCCAAGAGAAGUGGGCAGAGUCCUGCACCUCGACCAUCUGCCUUCACACCUGUCAUCAGACAAGGAGUGGCCCAACCCUUUAGGCCCAGGCCAGGGCCACUGAAUAGAAAUAUCGAUGCCACCAGGAUGACGGAGAGGGAGAGCUGUAGCUUUCCAUCAGCCUGCCCGGCCUGCUGCCCAACCUGCUCAGGACUGGGUUUCAUAGCCUCAGCUGGAGAAUUGCAAGCGAAUACUGAGCCUUCCACCAGCCACCAAGACUCCUGACCGUCCCAGCAGCCCAUUGGGACCAUUUGCCCCAGAGCAUAUCCACCCUGCUGGUCCCUUGGCUCCUCAGAGGCAGGGCCCUGCCUCCUGAAGCCACAGCCUUUGCACCCCACUUACCCCUGCUCUACCCCCACAGAAGUCAGAGACUUCCCAUCCCUUCAGUUGAUAAGUCUGCCACUCCCAGAUCACCCCUCCUUACUCUGCAGAGCCCACAGUUAAGAGACUUGCCAGGCCUCUCCCCUGCCAACCCAGACUUAGAUAGGUGGGCUCCCCGCAAAGGGCCCAGUUUGUGUAGCUAAAUAUUUGAUCAUAUUUUAUAUAAUAAUAGUAAUAAUAAUAAAGACAGGAAGUUUCAUUACCCUAGACAACGCCUUAUUUUUUCUUGCAAACACUAGUCUACAUCAUGAUUUCGCCAGUUGGCGCUGUUGACAUUUGGGACCAGAACAUUUUUCGUGGUUGGAGCCUUUUCUGAGCAGUAGAAGGCAUAAGCAGCAUUCUUGGCCUCUGACCAGUGGAUGCUAAUAGCACAACCCCAGUUGUAACUAUUAAUAGUGUCUCCAGACAUUGCAGAUAUAUCCCCAUAGUACAACAUCACCCUUUGAUGAUUACCACUGAACUAGAGCUACAUCCACUUACAAAAGAAACAGAAGCGAAAUCUUAAAAAUACACUUUUGAAGGAAAAGAUUACAAACGUGUAGCGCAAUGCCCUUUCUACAAAAUAUUAUUUAAUAAAAUUAUUUAAUUCAUAUCUAUAUUUUAUACCUACAUUUAUAUACUACUAGAAUUGUUCUGACAUGUAUUUUCAAUUAAAUAUAAAUUAAUAAAGUUAACUGAAAUUAUUUUGAAAUAACUGAUGUCCGUACUGGCAAUAUUUUACUAAGUUCAAUACAAUUAAUAUUAUUUCUUUAUAUAAACUAUAUGAAAACAAAUAUAAAAGUGUUUCUGGCGUAACAGAAAGCCAACAGCCAGGUAUAGGGUCGUUUCAUACUUUGUUACAUCUACAAUCUCUGUGUAUAUUGUUCAAACAUAAUUUUCAUGGUUUUUUUUUGUCCAUUAGGGAGUGAGGAUAUAGCUGUUCAACAAAGUAAAGUCCCUUUUCUCAUGGUACUUGCUUUCAAACAGGGUGGAGACUGACGAUAAGUAAUUAAAUAAAUACGCUGGGGAGACGGGAAUGCCAAGUGCUGUAAAAGAAAAAGUAGGCCUGGGAGUGUAGCUCAGUAGUAGAAUGCUUGCCUAGCAUAUCUGAAGCUGGAGGUUCCAUCCCUGAACUAGGAAAACAAACACCUAUCUUCAAGAUACAGCAUUGCAGUGUAAAUGAAGCGUAAGAAGCCGCUUGGACUGGACUGCAUUGGUGGAAGUACUUUGGGCAUUAUAAAUGGGACUCUCCUGAGCCUUGGACCACAUUGUUUGUCUCUUUGGUCUGCCCUCUAAAUGCUAUACCUCAUUCCAGUCGUGGAUAAAGCUCUCUCCGUUGUUACAUGUUCCCUGGGCAUAGUCAGGCCCGUGUAAGAAAACCUUGUACCUCUUUUGUUUGUUUUCAAACUUCUUACCAAAAAAUGUGUGUUUUACAAUCACAUAUUUUGUGACUCUAAAUAAGAGCUGAUGAUCAUACGUUUAUUUUGGCUUUGUAUUUCUUUUUUUAAUUAGUUUAACUGUAUAGCUUUAUAGACUUUUCAAAACAAUUCAUUCUUGGAAAUAUUGUCUUGUUUAUUCAAUGUAUGUUUUUGUGAACAUUCAUCCCAAAGUUCCUUUCCACAAGACUUAUAUUUCACUUGUCAAUUAAUUAAAAUAAAAAUGAUACAAUAAUGUUA
Molecule: messenger RNA, 3739 nt
Organism: Dipodomys spectabilis (banner-tailed kangaroo rat)
Lineage: Eukaryota; Metazoa; Chordata; Mammalia; Rodentia; Heteromyidae
Exons: 4
Coding region: 828-1928 (366 amino acids)
Source: RefSeq, a predicted model, not a curated record